UGAAGAAAACAUUUACCACUUACUUUCCUCAUCAGCAAGAAAGAAUGACUCAGGGGUUCUUUCAGGAAGUGGAGGAGGGGUUGAAGAGCGAUCCCGGUGUUUCUCUAAGAUAGCAAGAGUGACACAAAUGGGCGGUAACAAGAACAGGAGCUUGGCGUUUCCUGCACAGAAUACUUUGAAACUGGCCUCAACUCAAGAUGAGAACCUGCUUUGUACUUUGGAUUUCUUUAUGUACAGCUUCUCUUACAGAUUGGUGUGCACUAUCCCUCUGGUCAGAUGGGGACAAGACCGCUAUGGAGGGAACCAGCACUACAGUAACCUGCUCCUAUGACAGAGGGAUGUAUGUGUAUUACAGAAAAUACUGGUGCCAUGGAGCAUCCAGAUCAUCUUGUGAUAUUUUAGGAGACACAGAGAAUUUUGUUAAGAGUGGAUAUAAAGGAAGAUUAUUACUCUUGGAUAACAAAAGAGGAGACUUUUUUGUCACAAUGAACCAACUCGUGGAAGAAGAUUCAGGAAUGUAUUGGUGUGGAAUACAAAGACCGUAUGCAGAUAUAAUGACUGCUGUGAAACUCACUGUGACUGAAGAACCUCUCUCCAUACCACUUAUUACUUUCACCAACCAUCCCAGUGACUCCUGCCUAGGGAGAUCAGUGACUGUCAGAUGUCACUCAGCCACAGGCUCUAAUGUUCACUACACAUGGUACAGAAAGAGCUUUUCAACCACCACUGCCAUUGUGCACAGCAGUGAUCUGGUGCUUCGCUGUGGAGACCUCCUGGAGAGUCAGAGCUAUUACUGCCAAGCUAUGACUCGCAGAACAAACAAAUCCACCCACCCGGUGAGAGCAGAGGUGCUGAACCCAGCCAAGGAGAACUGCACAUACCGCUUACAAUUAGCAGAUGGGAAAUCAUACAACUGUAUAAAAACUACCCCAGAGUUCACAGUUGAGAUGGCUACAACACCCUUCUCAGGCUCUUCAGCACCUUGCUCCAACUCAUCUAGCCAUCCUGGCACAGAAGAAAGUUGGAUCCCAGUUCCAUGGGCUAUUCUGCGCUGGCUAUUCCUGAUUAUUCUAGUGACAGCUUUACUUAUCAUUCAGAGCAACAGGCCAUAGAAAAGUGGUUUCAUUUUCAGAAUCCUCAGAGUGCCCCCAUCACAUGAAGACACAGUCAGAGUCUUGUGUGCUGUUUGGUUAAGUACAAUUUCCUGGCCAUCACCAACAGUGUGAUAUUGCCUACCUCUUAGCAUAGAAUGAUGCAUUCAGCUGAAGCUGUUAUCACGAAAGCAUCUGGACAAACUCCCACGCACUGGUCACCCAAGAGACAACACUUCUCGGUAUACCAUUCAGGAAGCAAUGUUUUAUGAACCCUGAAUAUACUGUUGCUGGAACAGUCUAAGACAAUAUGCAAAAUUCACAAUUUACAGUCACAUUUAUAACUGUGUCUUGUGUGUGUGAACUGCACUCUAUGUUCUGAAAGUGCUUUCGACAGAUGCUGUGCACCCAAAACAGGUGCAGUUAGCUUAUGCAUUCAUCACAUUAAUCUGAAACAUACCUAAAGUUCUUAGACACAGAGAUAAUGCCUGUGUGUAUAUUGGGUAAACCCUUCCCAGCCACUCUUCCCCAGGUCAGAGUACCUAGACCUGCUCCACCAGACAUCACUGCUAGGAGACGGGGAAAAAGCUCCAGGUCCAUUAGCCUUUAAAAAAAAUCUGCUAUGCCAGACUACUCCCCAUUCUAUUAACU
This is a messenger RNA of Pelodiscus sinensis (Chinese soft-shelled turtle), 1742 nucleotides long. Lineage: Eukaryota; Metazoa; Chordata; Testudines; Trionychidae. The record is from RefSeq and is a predicted model, not a curated record.